AUGAAGAGCUCUAUGUUGUGCGCCCUGAUGGGCAUGGCCACAGUUGGCUAUUGCCGUCCCUCAAAGGAAUAUUUGGAUCCUCUUGAGAAUGCAGGCAGCAACUCUCCAUGGUUUGCCGGCCCUAAUGUGAACCGCAUUAGCAGUGAUGUCCCAGACAAGUGCACCGUUCGUCAGGCUGCUUAUGUUGUUAGACAUGGUAGCAGAUUCCCCGACACCGGUGCAUACAACGACUGGGUUGCGCUUCAUGACAAGAUCCAAGCCGCAGCACAGAAGAAGGGCUUCAAGGCCAAGGGAGCGCUCGAAUUCAUUUCUGAGUGGAAGCCGGUGUUGACCAAUCCUGAAUUGCAAAUUGCACAGGAGUCGAUGACAGGUUGGAAAGAGGCAAGCGACCUUGGUUUCCAAUUGCGGGCUAAAUAUCCCGACUUUUACGAGGACGGCAACCCGUUCUACGUUUGGGCUAAUCAAUACAAAUUCCCAAUCAGUGAAUCACGAGUGGUUCAGACUGCUAGAUCUUUCCUCAGUGGGUACAUGUAUGAGUUUGCUGAUGAAUACGGUACCGUCGUCAGCGUGAACGCCACUGGAUCCGCUGCUGCCAUUGGUAACUCCCUCGGACCUUCAGAUCUCUGCCCUUCAUUCGCUGCUACCAACAGCGGAGGUAACAACGUGACCAACUGGGAUGCUACAUGGCUACCCAAGGCCGUUAAGCGGAUGAACUCCAAGGUUAACAAGGACCUCAAGUUUACCGAGACCGAUGUGCUCUUCUUCCCCUACAUCUGUGCCUACGAGAGCCAGAUCGUCGGCCGCGUCAGCCCUUGGUGUGAUGUUUUCACCCAGGACGAGCUCCGUAACUACGCUUACGAGCAGGACUUGAAUUACUACUACACUGUCGGACCCGGUUCCGAUGGUCCCGCCAAGGUCCUUUUCCUUCCCUUCCUGAAGAGCUUGGUUUCUACUCUCGAGGCCGGUCCCGGUCACAUCGGCGUUGCAGCUGACGGCUCUGAGUUCGAAGUCCCCAAGCUUAUCAUGUCUUUCCUGAACGACAACCAAGUUACUGAGUUGACCGCUGCCAUGGGAGUUUUCGAUGACGAGAAGCCUCUUUCCAGUGAUAGCAUGCCCUCCAAGCACCUAUACCAGGCGGCGCACUUUGUCACCAUGCGAGGCACCGUUGCUUUCGAGGUCAUGGAUUGCACAGACCGCAAAGGCAAGAAGACUACGCCCUACAUCCGUACCUUGCUCAAUGACGCUGUUUAUCCUAUUUCCAAGUGCCAAGACGGCCCUGGAAAUAGUUGCGCUUUAUCUAAAUACAGUGCUCUGAUUGACAAGAAGAUCAAGAAGGCAGGUGAAUUCUCGGAUUACUGCAACGUCACAGACCCGGCUCGCCCCAAGACCGCUGCUGGAGCUAGCUUCUUCCACGAUCUUACUCUGGACUUCUUGACCUUUGUCAAGCCCUGA
Molecule: messenger RNA, 1452 nt
Organism: Penicillium vulpinum
Lineage: Eukaryota; Fungi; Ascomycota; Eurotiomycetes; Eurotiales; Aspergillaceae
Exons: 7
Coding region: 1-1452 (483 amino acids)
Cellular component (GO): fungal-type cell wall
Molecular function (GO): acid phosphatase activity
Source: RefSeq, a predicted model, not a curated record